This is a messenger RNA of Corythoichthys intestinalis (scribbled pipefish), 1410 nucleotides long. It is a transcript of the gene pnpo, whose product is annotated as pyridoxamine 5'-phosphate oxidase. The transcript has 7 exons. The record is from RefSeq and is a predicted model, not a curated record. Bases 380 to 1201 code for a protein of 273 amino acids. Gene Ontology annotation, molecular function: FMN binding; pyridoxamine phosphate oxidase activity. NCBI's taxonomy places the organism in Eukaryota, Metazoa, Chordata, Actinopteri, Syngnathiformes, Syngnathidae. Gene Ontology annotation, biological process: pyridoxal 5'-phosphate biosynthetic process; pyridoxine biosynthetic process.
AUCAUGUUGGAUAAAUACGUAAUAGGUAUACUUUUUAGUGACAGUCGUAUUAUUUGCUAACUGUGACUGAUAAAGAUUAAAUAUUUAUGAAAAUAUUUUUUUUUAAAUCACUAAUGUCGGAAUUUUUAAACAGUCCAACUUGGCCGUUGUCGUUUUACCCUUUGUGAAUCUCUUUGGGACGAUGUUCGUUGAACGCAGCACAAUGUCGAGCUCAGCACAUUUUAUCGUCUUAGUCCACUUUAUACUUUUUAAAAACACUAGUUGACUAAAUUACUCAAUCUCUUCUAAAAAUGAAGCCAGUUAUUCAUUAACAGCUGUUACAAAACUUACAUCACAUUUUUACAUAAAUGGGAGGCAUUACGUCACACCAGCGACAAGCAUGAGGCGAGCAGUUUCAUUGGUACAAUUUGCAUUAUUUGAUGCAAACCGAGCAACAUUUUUGACGCCAGUUGCGUGUGAACGCCGAGUUUUUACGCACUUUAUUCACGGAAAUACGACGCUUUUCAGCUCUAAUAUGGACCUCAGUGACAUGAGAAAGAAAUACAAGGGAGACGAAGAGUGUUUCGAGGAGAACCAGUUGACCUCUCUGGACCCAAUCAAGCAAUUUGGAAGCUGGUUCGACGAAGCUACCAAAUGUCCUGAAGUUGGCGAGGCCAAUGCCAUGUGCAUUGCUACGGCAACCAAAGAAGGACGUCCGUCGGCCCGUAUGGUUCUGCUUAAAGGUUACAGCGACGACGGCUUCCGAUUUUUCACCAACUACGAAAGUCGCAAGGGAACCGAACUGGAAAGCAACCCUCACGCCUGUCUGGUGUUCUACUGGGAGCCUUUGAAUAGACAGAUUCGCAUUGAGGGUGAGGUGGAACGCAUCCCCUACCAGAGCUCCUGCGAUUAUUUCCACUCGAGGCCGAAGAGUAGCCAGAUCGGGGCGGUGGUGAGCAGGCAAAGCACCCCGGUUCCUGACAGAAAUUUCCUGAGGGAGAAGAACGCAGAGCUGGAGGCCAAGUACAAGGACACGCAAGUGCCGAUGCCAGACUACUGGGGGGGCUACUUAGUAAAGCCCCAUCUGAUCGAGUUCUGGCAGGGUCAGACCAACAGGCUUCACGACCGUAUCGUUUUCACAAAAGUGGCCGAAGACGCCGAGCUGGGCGAGCAUCAGCGGCGUGGUGAGGGUUGUUGGGCUUACCAACGACUCUCCCCGUGAUCGGCAAACAUAACCUGGUCCUCUUUAAAAUCUUCAUCCUGACUUUACUUGAGUACUUUGAAACGUGAUAUUUCAGAAAAAGCACAAAAUGUGAAUAAAUUUAGUAUCAUUUUGAGUUUCAACCGUCCUUUUGCCUUUUAAUGCCAUUAAAAGUGCCACUGAUUGUGUGUAAUAAUCGAUGUUUUUCCAUUUGUCAUGAAUAAAUUAUC